Messenger RNA from Esox lucius (northern pike), 1851 nucleotides. It is a transcript of the gene bud23, whose product is annotated as BUD23 rRNA methyltransferase and ribosome maturation factor. Gene Ontology annotation, biological process: rRNA (guanine-N7)-methylation. The record is from RefSeq and is a predicted model, not a curated record. Gene Ontology annotation, molecular function: rRNA (guanine) methyltransferase activity. Lineage: Eukaryota; Metazoa; Chordata; Actinopteri; Esociformes; Esocidae. Gene Ontology annotation, cellular component: nucleolus. Bases 276 to 1124 code for a protein of 282 amino acids. The transcript has 12 exons.
GCAACUGCAUUUAUUAUAUGCUUUUACGUUUUAUUUAUAUAUGUUUUUCAUUCUAUGUAACGUUUUUAUUCAGUAUUUUCUGAGCCUGUUACUGUAUUUUCUGUAGCGCUGUAGCUGCUUCUCUAAAUCAAGUUCCUUGCGAAGUGGCGCUGAAAUAUAACGUCACACUUACACGUGGAGCACCCCCUGUAGCCAGGGAUCAUAACAACAUUUAGCCUUUUCCGUUGAAGUCGAUAAUUCUUAGUUAUUCUAGUUAUUUAUUCUAACAUUUAAAUAUGGCUUCAAGCUGUCGAAGACCCGAGCAUAUGGCCCCACCUGAAAUAUUUUACAACGAAGAGGAAGCCAAGAAGUAUUCUCAGAAUUCUCGGAUGAUUGAGAUUCAGAGCCAGAUGUCAGAGAGGGCUGUUGAGCUCCUGAACCUGCCGGAGGACCAGUCCUGUUUCUUACUAGAUGUCGGGUGUGGUUCUGGGCUCAGUGGUGACUACCUGUCAGAAGAGGGACACUACUGGGUUGGAGUCGACAUCAGCACAGCUAUGUUGAAUGUAGCCCUGGACCGGGACGUAGAGGGAGACCUUGUGUUGGGGGAUAUGGGCGAAGGGAUGCCCUUCCGAGCUGGGACGUUUGACGGCUGCAUCAGCAUUUCUGCUCUCCAGUGGCUCUGCAACGCUGACAAAAAGACACACAGCCCUCCAAAGAGGCUCUACACCUUUUUCAGCACUCUCUAUUCCUCUUUGGCCAGAGGUGCCCGUGCAGUGUUUCAGCUUUACCCUGAGAACUCUGAGCAGUUGGAGCUCAUCACGUCCCAGGCUAUGAAGGCAGGCUUCAGUGGAGGCAUGGUUGUGGACUACCCCAACAGCACCAAGGCCAAGAAGUUCUUCUUGUGUCUCUUCGCUGGAGUGUCAGCAAACCUACCCAAGGGGCUGGGGACAGAGAGUGCUGACAAGGGAGUCCCAAGUCAAGUACAGUUCACAGGACAGAGGUCUCGCUUUAAGAACAUGAAGGGAAAGUCUGCCAAGAAGGGCAAAGACUGGGUCCUGGAGAAGAAGGAGAGGAGAAGAAGACAGGGCCGGGAGGUCCGAGCAGACACGAAGUACACGGCCCGGCAGAGAAGGCCUCACUUCUAAGGCUCCAUUUAGUCCUAUGCAUUUUGGCUUGGAGACUAUGGAAUACUCUCUAAUGUCCUAUGUGGCCAGAGGAGCUGUGGCUGGCAAGAUACGGACUCAAACCUCCUUUACUUAAUUCACUUUCAGGUGUACUAAUUAAAAUCAAAUUUGUGAGUUAAAAAAUUGACACUUACCAUGGAGGACUUUUGCUAUCACUUGAAUGUAACGGAAAUGAUUUCCUAUUUAAAAAAGAGUGUUUCCCCUCCGCACUGUUUACGGACUGACUGCCAGAAGAAGUUAAUCUCAUAUUAUUAUAUUAUCAGAGGAUAAUGAAAUUAUCAGAGGAAUUAGGGCGCUCUCCAAGACCCUUCCCCAGGGACUAAGGACAUCAGCAGUAGAGAAAGCAAAUUCCAUUCUCACCAAUGAAACCACAUUUGUUUGGGUCUAUCAUUUAGCUCAUAGCAUAUUCUAUUAAAGUUUUGCUCUUGUUGUUUUUGAAGUGUAAAUUACAUUUUAUCUCUGUCUUUUAUCUACUUUAUCAUGUAAACACAAAUGCAUCCCGUUUAUGACUUUCUAGACGUAUGUUCUAUCUAAAACUUUGUAAGACAUGCUGUUACAUUGUUUCCAGAUUAGUCUGUUGAUGAGUAUUAUUGAUUGGACAACCUUUUCCUUUUAUCCCUAAUGAGACUUUGGAAUGGAUAUCAGACAAUGUAUUUAUGGGUUAAUGUAUUACAUAAUUUGAACAGGA